AUGAGCGUGGAGCAGGAGACCAAGGCGCUGGAGUCGCUCUCGUUCGAGGAGCUGUCGCUGCUCAAUGAGCGCAAGGAGGCGCUGAAGAAGGAGCACACGGCUUAUGUGGAUGAGCACCCGGAGAUUAAGACGCUGUUGAGCGGCUUCAUGUCAGCGCUGCUACUUGAGAAGCCCCAGGACGUCGUGGCGUUCGCAGCUGAACACUUUUCAGCUUUCAAGCCGCCGCACACGGAGUUGGAGCCUAUUGUGAUCGCUGGACCGUCAGGUGUGGGCAAGGGAACGCUCAUCAACCUACUGCUGGAGAAAUUUCCCAACACUUUCGGCUUUUCUGUGAGUCACACGACCCGAGGUCCGCGUGAGGGCGAGGUGGACGGCGUGGCCUACCAUUUCACUGCCAAGGAUAAGGUGCUUAAGGAAAUCGAGGCUGGUCUCUUCCUGGAACACGCUGAGGUUCAUGGCAAUGUGUAUGGCACCAGUAAACGCGCCGUGCAGGACGUGCAGGAGAAGGGCAAAAUCUGCAUCUUGGACAUCGAUAUCCAGGGCGUGCAGCAGGUUAAGAAGUCAGGUAUCCCUGCGAAAUACCUCUUCAUCGCCCCACCCUCCAUGGAGGAGCUAGAGAAGCGUCUGCGUGGACGUGCCACCGAGACGGAGGACAAAAUCCAGCUGCGUGUCAAGAACGCCGCGGGUGAACUGGCUUAUGGCCAGCAGCCGGGAGUGUUCGACGCUAUCCUCGUCAACCAGGUAGUGGACGACAGUUUCCGGGAGCUGGUGGAGACUCUUAAACAGUGGUACCCCACUGUGGAGCUCAAGUAGAUGCAUUGAAACCUUAACGGACUGUGAUAGUGCAGACCUGAUAAAAAAAAACGUCGCUGAGAUACGA
Molecule: messenger RNA, 880 nt
Organism: Phytophthora infestans T30-4
Lineage: Eukaryota; Oomycota; Peronosporomycetes; Peronosporales; Peronosporaceae
Product: guanylate kinase
Exons: 1
Coding region: 1-813 (270 amino acids)
Biological process (GO): purine nucleotide metabolic process
Cellular component (GO): cytosol
Molecular function (GO): GMP kinase activity
Source: RefSeq, a predicted model, not a curated record